Messenger RNA from Chanos chanos (milkfish), 4551 nucleotides. It is a transcript of the gene ralgapb, whose product is annotated as Ral GTPase activating protein non-catalytic subunit beta. Gene Ontology annotation, biological process: activation of GTPase activity; regulation of small GTPase mediated signal transduction. Gene Ontology annotation, molecular function: GTPase activator activity. The coding region runs from base 1 to 4458 and encodes 1485 amino acids. Lineage: Eukaryota; Metazoa; Chordata; Actinopteri; Gonorynchiformes; Chanidae. The transcript is spliced from 29 exons. The record is from RefSeq and is a predicted model, not a curated record.
AUGUACUCCGAGUGGAGGUCCCUACACCUGGUGGUCCAGAGUGACCAGGGUCACUUGAGCGUGCUCCACUCUUACCCGCCCGGAGUUGGUCGGGAGGUGGCUAACGCAGUGGUCCGUCCCCUGGGUAGCCCAACUUCAGAGAGCAUCCUUAAGACUGAUAAAGAGGUGAAAUGGACGAUGGAGGUUUUGUGUUAUGGCUUGACCCUUCCUCUGGACGGUGACACGGUGAAGUUGUGCGUGGACGUUUAUACCGACUGGAUCAUGGCGCUGGUGUCACCGCGAGAUUCCAUACCCCAACCCAUAAUCAAAGAGCCCAACCUGUAUGUUCAGACCAUCCUCAAACAUCUGCACAACCUCUUUCUGCCCAGGCCUGAGCAUUUCAGCCCUAUGCAUUUCAGGUUGUGUCAGCAGGUGUUGUCAGCUGUGCAGAAGCUAGCCAGAGACUCUUCCUCUAUGGCCAGAGAGACCUGGGAGGUGCUGCUACUCUUCCUGCUGCGCAUAAAUGACACAUUGCUUGCCCCGCCCACAGUGGGAGGGGGGAUAGCAGAGAAACUUGCAGAGAAGCUGAUUAGCGUGCUGUUUGAGGUCUGGUUUCUGGCCUGCACGCGCUGCUUUCCCACGCCUCCGUACUGGAAAACUGCCAGGGAGAUGAUCGCUAACUGGAGACACCAUCCUCCCGUGGUGGAGCAGUGGAGCAAGGUCAUCGCCGCCCUCACUUCCAGGCUGCUGCGUUUCACAUACGGGCCGUCUUUCCCACCGUUUAAAGUGCCAGAGGAAGAUGCCAGCCUCAUUCCCGCCGAAAUGGACAGUGACUGUGUGGCCCAGACCUGGUAUCGCUUCUUACACAUUCUCAGUAACCCAGUGGACCUGAGUAACCCACUCAUCGUCAGCUCCACCCCUAAGUUCCAGGAGCAGCUCUUAGGGGUCAACAGUGUGCCCCAGGAAGUGAUCCAGCAUCCCUGCCUCAAACAGCUGCCUCAGAUCUUCUUCCGGGCCAUGAGGGGUAUCAGCUGCCUCGUGGACGCAUUUCUCGGCAUUUCACGGCCGAGAUCAGACAGUGCCCCGCCCACCCCAGUUAACAGGCUCAGCAUGCCCCCGCCCCCGACUACCACCAAUACCACGCCCCCUCACAGCCGUAGACACCGCCCAACAGGUGUUACCAAGACAACCAGCAAGGCUUCAACGACUGGUCAGUCCAAGGUUUCCCAUCAGCCCUCCUCUACGUCCCCUCUGUCCAGCCCAAACCAGACCAGCUCAGAGCCGCGACCUCUGCCUGCCCCCACAAGGCCAAAGGUCAACAGUGUCCUGAAUCUGUUUGGUCAGUGGCUGUUUGAUGCAGCUCUGGUGCACUGUAAACUUCACUCUGGUCUGAGCAGAGACAGCAGCAUGACUGCGCUUGCGACCCAGGCUGGAGUGGAAUUGCGUAGGAAAGGAUCUCAGAUGUCCACAGAUACCAUGGUGUCAAACCCCAUGUUUGAUGCCAACGAGUUCCCGGAGAACUACGAGUCUGGCCGUGCAGAAGCCUGCGGAACACUCUGCAGGAUCUUCUGCAGCAAGAAAACGGGCGAGGAGAUCUUACCAGUCUACUUGUCCAGGUUUUACAUGGUAUUGAUCCAGGGGUUGCAGAUCUCAGACUUCAUCUGUCGGCCUGUUUUAGCUAGCAUCAUCCUCAACUCCUCUGCUCUCUUCUGCUCCGAUCUGAAGGGGAUCAACGUGGUCGUUCCUUACUUCAUAUCUGCACUGGAGACCAUUCUUCCUGAUCGUGAGCUGUCUAAGUUUAAAUCGUAUGUGAAUCCCACUGAACUGAGACGAGCCUCCAUUCACAUCCUGCUCUCAAUGUUACCUCUGCCACAUCACUUUGGCAACGUAAAGUCGGAGGUUCUUCUGGAGGGCAAAUUCAGUAAUGAUGAUAACUCACUCCACGACAAGGCAGUGACCUUCCUCUCCCUGAAGCUGCGAUUGGUCAAUAUCCUGAUUGGUGCUCUACAGACAGAGACAGACCCAAUCAAUACGCAGAUGAUCCUAGCUGCAAUGCUGAAUAUCGUGCAGGACUCUGCUCUGUUAGAGUCAAUAGGUGCUCAGGCUGAAGUGGUAAAUGGUAGUCAUUCAUUGGCCAAGAGCCAUAGUCGAAAUAACAGUGGAAUUAGCAACGCCAGUGCAGGCAGCUCUGAGGCCACCACCCCUGACAGUGAAAGACCCGCCCAGGCCCUGCUCAGAGACUACGCUCUCCACACAGACACUGCAGCCGGACUCCUGAUUCGGAGCAUCCACCUGCUCACCCAGAGGCUCAACUCCCAGUGGAGGCCAGACAUGAGCAUCUCCCUGGCUGCCCUGGAGCUCCUUGCUGGCCUGGCCAAGGUGAAGGCCAGCGUGGAGUCUUCGGACCGAAAGCGAGCGGUCAGCUCGGUGUGCGGAUACAUCGUGUACCAGUGUAGCAGACCUGCACCACUCCAUUCCAGAGACCUGCACUCCAUGAUCGUGGCCGCUUUCCAGUGCCUGUGCGUUUGGCUUACCGAACAUCCAGACAUGCUGAACGAAAAGGACUGUCUGAUUGAAGUUCUGGAGAUUGUAGAGUUAGGUAUCUCAGGAAGUAAAUCAAAGACAGGUGACCAGGAAGUGAAAUACAAAGGCGAUAAGGAACAUAAUCCCGCCUCCAUGAGGGUAAAGGAUGCGGCCGAGGCCACGUUGUCGUGUAUAAUGCAGGUGCUGGGGGCGUUCCCAUCGCCCAGUGGCCCCGCCUCCCCUUGCAGCCUCCUUAAUGAGGAUACACUCAUUAAAUAUUCCCGACUCACCUCCACCACGCGCAGUAACUUCAGAUACUUUGUGCUGGACAACUCCGUCAUUCUGGCCAUGCUGGAGCAGCCACUUGGUAACGAGCAGAACCCGUCUCCAUCAGUCACAAUGCUGAUCAGAGGGAUGUCAGGCCGCCACGCCUGGACCAUGCAGCUUUUCCACCAGCCUAGGGGAGCCAGGGUCAAUCAGAGGGUGUUCGCUCCGGAGAGUCGUCCGACGCCGAAAAAUGAUGUGGGAAUUCGGUUUAACGUCAAACAUCGACCUUUCCCUGAGGAAGUGGAUAAGAUUCCGUUUGUCAAAGCUGAUCUUAGCAUUCCAGACCUGCAUGACAUUGUGGAUAAGGAGCUGGAGCUGCAGCAUGAGAAGCUCCGUGGAGUGAUGGUAAAACAGAUUGAGUAUGAGAAUGCCCUGGAACAUUACACGGAGGAGCUGUGGAGGAACAAACCAUUCCCAGACCCCCUCACAGACUGCAAGCCCCCGCCCCCGUCUCAGGAGUUCCAGACCGCCCGACUCUUCCUGUCCCAUUUCGGCUUUCUGUCUCUGGAGGCGCUGAAGGAGCCUGGUAACAGUCGUUUACCUCCUCAUCUCAUCGCCCUGGACUCGUCUCUACCGGGUUUCUUUGAUGACAUCGGGUACUUGGACCUGUUGCCAUGCCGACCAUGUGACACUGUGUUUAUCUUCUACAUGAAAGCAGGACAGAAGAGCAGUCAAGAGAUUUUAAAGAACGUGGAGUCAGCAGCAAAUGUGCAGCCUCACUUUUUGGAGUUUCUGUUGUCUCUGGGUUGGCCGGUGGAGGUGGGCCAGCAUCCCGGCUGGACAGGCAGCGUCUACACCAGCUGGACCAUUAAUGUGUGUGACGUGUCCUCUCUCCCUGCAGAUGACUCUGUGAGUCUGAGUGACAGUGGAGGGGGGGUGUUCAGCGGAGAGAAGAGAGUGCUGUACUAUGCUGACGCCCUGACUGAAAUAGCCUUUGUUGUCCCGUCAUUAAACGACUCCUCUGCGGAGUCGUCAGAAAACAGUUUCCCCACAGCAGACUCUGAUUCUCAGAUGGAGCUGUUGCCCAGCAUGCUGAAACAGUCCAAUCUAACACUGGAGCUCUUCCCUAACCACUCUGACAACAUGGGCCCCACACAACGGUCACCUACAGUGAAAAGUAAAAAGUUGCCGUCGGGCAGAAGUAUUCCUCCCCUGAGUCCUGAGACCAAAGUGUUGGUUGUCUGGGUGGAGAGGUUUGAUGAUAUAGAAAAUUUCCCUGUGACUGAGUUGCUGGCUGAGACUAGCACAGGGGUGGAGACAGCUGUGAACAGCAGUGCUUCCUGCAGAUCCAGCUCUUCGGAGAAGGACGUUCCUGUGAUUUUCAUCCAUCCUCUGAAGACGGGGCUGUUUCGGAUCAAGCUACACGGAGCCAUGGGAAAAUUCAGCAUGGUCAUCCCGUUGGUGGAGAACAUGGUUGUGAGCCGCAGGUCGCUCGGGUUCCUGGUGAGGCAGACGGUGAUAAAUGCAUGCAGGAGAAAACGUCUGGAGAGUGAUUCAUAUAGUCCACCCCACGUCAGGCGGAAACAGAAGAUAGCAGACAUUGUUAACCGCUACCGCAACAAACAGCUUGAGCCUGAAUUUUACACGUCACUGUUCCAGGAGGUUGGAGAAGCCAGCCUCAAUCCCUAAACACACACACACACACACACACACACAAAUAAACGCCAACUCUACAGUGGAGAGAAGCUUGGUUCUGUUGUCCCUUCGUUGAAAAGGCCUUUA